Molecule: messenger RNA, 3646 nt
Organism: Porites evermanni
Lineage: Eukaryota; Metazoa; Cnidaria; Anthozoa; Scleractinia; Poritidae
Source: the annotation of a GenBank genome assembly
AUGGCGGCCUUCUUGCAUCAGCUGUGUUGGAGAAAUGCCCUCACAAAUAGAGUCUUCAGUGUAUCCAAACAUUUGUUUCCUUCAGUCAAUCUUCAUCGGUAUUCUUUAUUGCAUGCGGGUCAAGAGAGAGUCUUGUCGACGUCGGUUAAAGCUCGUGAACUCGAAGAAGAUGCACCACGUGGCUUGCCAAGCGCUCGUUCGUCUUCUUCAAAUUACAAUAUCAACCUAAGAAAAAUUUACGUUGGUAAUCUCUUUAAAGGACAGACUACCAAAGAGAAUCGUCAAAUCGCAAAGGACGAGUUGUUCAAAUACUUUUCGAGUUUUGGCGAAGUUGAGCUCAUGGAAUUUCCCACUAAAUCUCCUCGCGAUCCGUCCGGUCGAGGAUUUGGGUUCGUGACAUUUCGCGAUGUACAUGUUGCUCAAAAAGUCCUGGCAGUCGAAGAACCUCAUAUAAUUGAUGGUCAGACUCUCAAGGUGGCUCCUUUAAGAAAUCAAACUAUGGCUAUUCAAGGAAAAAGAAAUCUUACUGUUCUUGUGAAAAAAGUUUUAAGGAGCACAAGCAAACAAGCAAUCGAAGAUCACUUUUCUCAGUUUGGUAAAGUAAAUAAGGUGUUUUUGGCCCAGCAUGAUCCCGCAGAUGAAAAUCUAAGCAGCUACUAUGUCAUGUUUGCAUCCUUAUCAGGUGUGCAAGAAGCCUUACAACUACCACUACAAAGAAUCGGGGAGCAAAGAACUGAAUCGCAAGUGAUAGAAUUUCCACAGUCAAGCCAUAUCAUUGGAAAAACCAAAAAGCUGGUCCUAACAUCAGUACCAGACCAGCUUACUGUUGAAAAUCUGAGAGAUCACUUCUUAGCAUUUGGGGAUGUAGAGUGGGUGGAAUUACUUGUCAACAUCCCACUUAUGUCUGGUGAAGAGGGAAAACGCAAUGUGGCUUUUAUUCGUUUCUCUUCUGCAGCUGUAGUAGAAGAAAUAACACAGAAGAGUUAUCAUGUCAUUAACGGAUUAGAUGUAAAUGUUGCAAAACAUAGAGACCAAGCUGUUGACCUCCCAGAUAAGCUCCGGCAUUUAAAACUGUCAGUGGAAGGCCUUCCAUUAUCAACAGGUGUAGCUCUUAUAAGGCACUACCUUAAAAAAGCUUUUGACAUUGUGCCAAUUGGAGUAUUUUUUGACAGGCGUCAAGUACUUAGAAAUAACCAGACUCCUUGCAUUGUCAGGUUUUCUGAGCAAAGGGAGGUAGACAUGGUUUUACAAGAACCAAAGGUCACAUUUGAAGGAACUACAUUGCAUUUCCGUCAACUUGUUUGGAGAAAUUCCAGAAAAAACUCUGAUAUACUGGGGAAUUAAAAGAAUUAAUUAAAUGAACUAAAGAGAUUAGCAACUAGCCUGUAUUGCAGAAAUAAUUUAACCUUGGUUAGUAACAUCUGCAAAGCAGCAUUGUGAUCCUUGUUCUUAUUCUGGGUCCCCCCCAGACUUAAUGAAUUAAUAAAAAAGUGUUUUGAAUUUCCUUUCAUCCUGAUUGAUAAAUUCACAAUGGCUUUUCUAACAGGCCAGUCAUGGUGCAUGCUCAAAUCCUGGUAGACAAAAAAAGGCCCAGAACAAGGAUUUUGAUGCUUGUUUUACAGACUGACUUAACCAGAGUUAAGUUUUGUCUGUGAUGCAGGCUAAUGACUCAUCCAGUUAUGGGUUGAUAAAUCAAUAUUAUUUUGAUAAUCUGUUGCCAAUCCUUUGCCUGACAUCAGUAAAACUUCACAUAUUAAUUAUUAUUUUAACCAAACAGAUAGCUCUGAACAGCCUUUUCCCUCUCUCUUUGUAGCAAAUGUAUUUUCUUAUUAAUUUUACAGGCUAUGAAGCAAAGUUUGAACAGAGUUUUUUUAAGAUAUGCUAAUACAAAUAAACUUGACUUUGAUGUAAAUGUGAGCGUGGUGAACAUGACUUUUUCCCCCAUUGUGUUUGACAAUUUUCACUAGACUCUGUUCUUUGUAGAAAAAAUUGGCUUACAAACAGUAGAGGUAAACAACAAUCAUAAUCUGUCAUAAAAGCUGUUGAUAUCUCAAAUGAUACGAAGAACAUUGCAUUUCAGAUUAAGUUCAUGGUCCACAUGGACUUAACCUCCAACAGAGACAGAGAAUUUAUGUUUUUAUGGCUUGUCUGAUUUUCCUCCCCAUAAGACAUCAGCUAAAUGGAGCAGCCAUUUGUUUAAAAAAGCCAAACAUUCACUAACUGUAUCACAUGGAAUCAAUCAUCAAGCUGUACAAAAGCUGGAUAACACUACCACCGGAUAAAUCUCUGUCCAAUGUUUCACGCAAUAUUAAUGGCACAUUGACAACAGCAAUGUUAUUGGUUUCCACAAUACUUAAAUAGUGAUUAAUAUCUGGUAGAUAGCACUAUUCCACAUUUGAACAACCUGUGCCAGCUGCAUAAUAAUGCAUAAUAAUAUAAUAAUAACAUUUAAUAAUGAUAAUAAUAUCCUUAAGCUACAGUUUUUAAAAAGGUGGAUAGCAUCAGAUAAAUCUCUAUCCACUGGAUAGUGCAAUUGAUUUCCCUUAUGCUUAUCCACGGGAUAGUGAUUGAUCCAAUGGAUAGCGUUAUCCAGCUUUUGAAAAACUGGGACCAGAUAGUUAUUCCGCGAGCAAGUCAUUGCCAGAGGGGGGUAGGAAAAAAAAGCUUGCAGGCUACACUCUUUUUAAUUGUAUAAGAAUAUCGAGACUGAAAUUUUGGAAAAUUUAAGAAUAUUUUAGGAAUAAAUCCCAGGCAGAGAUUUUGAAAUGGAUGUUGUUUUCUGUGUUAAAGAUCUCUAAACACAGUACAAUUUAUUAUACCUUUUUAACUGAUUCCUUUCUCUAAACAGCAAAACCAGCCAACAAAAUGAAAAAACCUGGACUAGCUAUAAUUGAUACCCAGUAUAUUCUGGAACGAAAAUGUCAUAAGCUAUAAUUUAGGAAUAAGUACAAGAAUAUUUUCAGCCUAAGAUCGAUAGAAAAAUAAGAAUAUUCAGCCUGGGUGGGAAAAACAACAUUCUUAUAAAAAAUAGAGUGUAUCACCAUGCUAACAAGUAAGGCCAAGAGCAAAGCCACUUGUGAGAAAAGGAGUUUUUACAUAGGAGUCAUUUUCUCAUCAGACUUUAAAGUUAGUGGUCAGCCUUUAACAUAGCUUUUCACAGAUGGGCUCUUGUCUUAGCUCUUACAUCAGCUCAGGGCAGUUCUUCAUUGGGACGAUAGCUGGGGUAUGAAGGAUCCGUAAGAAGUUUGCAUGGAAGGCUAGACCAUGAUCGUCAGUGGUCAUUUGAUUCAUUUGCAAUUUUUUGUUUCCAGUUUUCGCUAUUUAUCAUUCUCGACCCCAGAGCUCUUCUGCGCAUGACGGCACCAGGGUCGAGCAGAUGGUGUGGGUGUGGCAUCAUGGCAUCCUUCUCGUCCCCAAUGCUUAGGGGUUUGGGAAUGCGCGCGUAAGAUCUCUCUCCUCUGCAUGCGCAGAAGAGCUCUGGGUCGAGAUUGAUUGUGGCAUCUUUUGCCACUCGCCUGGGGGUCGAGAUUGGCUGUUUAUAAGGUGUUCACGAGUCUCGAGUGCUUUUCUCGCUUCCCGCGAGACCGCGGCUAAAGAGGAGUACUGGCACGACGAAAGUGCUUCCCAUGAUUCAUUUCGUACUUAA